Messenger RNA from Closterium sp. NIES-67, 1288 nucleotides. The record is from the annotation of a GenBank genome assembly. NCBI's taxonomy places the organism in Eukaryota, Viridiplantae, Streptophyta, Zygnematophyceae, Desmidiales, Closteriaceae.
UAUGAAGAUUCAAAGUUCAUGAGCUUGCGUUACAAUUGCGGCGGUUACAAAGUGAAGUUGUGGGGUUGGAUGUGUCUUCCGCUAAGGGGAAACUUUGCCGAAAUUUCGUGGACGCCGACACUUGUGAAAAUAUCGAGGGAGCUGAGUGUGGACAGCAAAGGGGAGCUGAAAUUCGUCAUUUCUCAAGGAGAAGAUGAAUGAGAGAGGAGGAGAUGCUAAUGGAAGAGAAGCUGUACCUGAGAAGACAAGUGAGCCGCCGCCAUCAAAAGUUGAAGCUUUGAAUGGCUCCAACUAUGAGGAAUGGAGCGGGCGGAUGAGGAGUGCCUUCAAACGCUACAAGCUAAUGAAGAUUGCUGUUGGGGAGGAGAAGAUGCCGAAAGAAGGCGAAGCACGUGAACGGUGGAUUGAGAAAAACGCGGUGCUGUUCGACCUCAUCCUUCAAUCGGUCAACAAGCAGAUGUUCGAGCACAUCAAGGAUCUUGUGGAAGCGGAUGAUUCGGGUCCAAGGGCGUGGAAAAUAAUACGCGAUAUGAUUCAGCCCAACACUCUCCCGAUGGUGAUCGUGCUCGAGAAGGAACUUGCUGCCAUCUCCAUGCGACCAGGGGACGAUGUGAAGCCGGUCCUUGACAAGAUUAAGGACACCUAUGCAAGGAUGGUAGCAGCGGGCAGCAGUGUAUCUCAGCUGCAGCAGUGCACCAAGAUCAUCUCGGUGUUGGACAACUCUUGGGACAACCUCAUCCCCACCCUCAACUCUCAGCAAGAUCAAUGGACACCUGAGUGGCUAAUGCAGCAGAUUCUGCAGGAGGACUUCCGCAGACGCCAUGUGGGAGGUGGUGCUUCCACUAAGACUGCUGAGGGGUAUGGAGAUGCAAAGCGCAGCAGAGGAAGAGGGGGUUGGAGAGGCCGAGGCCGUGGGAGGAGCUUUGGCAGAGGUAGAGGCCGAGGUGACUAUAAUGAGGGGCAUGGGAGCUCUAGUGGCAGAUGGAGUACCAGAAUGGAGGGCACCUGCUGGUACUGCAAGAAGGUCGGGCAUCCUUGGUUCAAGUGCUUCAGCAGGCCAGAGGGAUGGGCACCUCCAGGCAUGAAGUCGCCAAGUGGUGAACGCGCACAAGGUGUUGCUGUGCAAGGCUCAGGUGCACAAGGUGAAGGUGCACAAGGUAAUACCUAUCCUGGGAUGUUUCUCAUGGUUGAGGAUGUGCAUGGGCAUGAGGGUGAUGUGGGAUCUGUGGGAAAGGUUGUGAUGCACCCUCUCACGCACUAGGUGAUUGAUUCAGGUUGCACCAGUCAC